GGUGUGUGAACUAGAGGUCCCAGCACCCAAGAGCUGGCACCGGAAAGGUUGGAGGAAAAGAAAAAGUCAAGGUGCUUCACAUUGUUCUUUCAGUCGAUCGUUAGCACCAAGUUUGUGUCGAAAUAAACAGAUAACCGACAAAGAAAAUGGCGUGUUGUGGCGGCGGGAAACCUCCGGACACGGUAAGAUCUACUUUCAGUCUUCGCAUUUGGCUUCUCGUUCUCAUUGCACCUGCUGCAGCUCCUCCACUUUGCAUUGUUAUGGCGCCGCCUCUAAGCAGCACUGUCGAAAAUUUACACCAUUACAAAAAACUUCCAACAGAGCAAGCUCGAUGCAGAGCUUGCGGCUGCGAAGCGGGACAAGGAGCAGGCGGACCUUGACAAGGAGAAAAUGCGGAAGGAAAAGGAGCAGAAAGAGCGGGAGCUUGAGGAGGAGCGCAAAAAGAAGAUGAAACCCAUCAAAAACGAGGGCGAGGGGGUGCCACCACCGAUGCCAAUGCCACCAGAUGAUGGGUCGAAAAGGAAAAUGUAUCUAUACCGUUUUUCGUAGGUCGAUUUGCAGGAGCAGAGGAAAGAGCAGAGCUUUUCGUAUAUGUGAUGCUUGAAGUACUACAACUCAACGUAUCAUCAAAAAAUGUAACUCCAGACGCGACCUCCAAGAUAAGAAAGAAGAAAUACUCGGCCUGGCGCAACGAAUGCUGGACCUAUGGCCGUGUAGAAAGUUUGAUCGAGUUCGGAGCUCCUGUUGACACACAACUACAACUACAUCCUCCGACUUCUAGUAUGCAUCUUCAGUUGAAAUUUGAAAACUUGCAUUCCGUUUCCAAUUCCAAUGCUAUGAUAAAGGCAAAUUCAAAUUUUGAGCGUCGUCGUGCAUGUUCCUGCUCUUGAAGAUGUACUUCUAGUACGUCGCGCCAAAAAAACUUGGCCCAUCGACAAGAUGAACUCGGCAUCAGAUACUUUCACCUCCAUCAAGAAGCGAAAAGGACCUCCCGAUGAUUAUGAAACUCGAGCCCGGCGAGAUUAGCACGCUCUAUCAGAAGUACAUCUGCUGGUUCUCGAGCUUUCAGCUGCCCUACUUCUGCUUCGCGUGCCUCGAGCUGACGGCGUGCCUGACCUACACCAACAUGCGGAAGUGCGACCACGUGGCCAUGCUGUGGCUCAACAUCGAUAGCAGCAUCAGUGUCGCGGGAGCGAUACUGUUCGCGCUCUUCGUAUUUAAUAUCGACUCAUCGUGAUUUUAUAAUUUUGUCAACAUGCACUGAUGAACGAGAGUGCAGCAGGCGCAGGGAUUUAAAGAUAAAAUCUUUUUGAAGAUGCGAAAAUCAGUCACCUGCAACAGGACAAGAAAAGCUCAUGCUCGUGACAACUAUCAGGUGCUAAUCUGCCUUUCGCCCGUUUACUCCGCACUGGAUGUGGAUCCGAAAGGCUAUGGCAGAAGAUUAGCCCAGUUUUACGAUGGAGACGGAGUUGAGAUGAGCCGGUCAAUGGACGCGGCGAAGCGAAAAGCAGCGUUAGGAAAAUCUUCCAAACUUGCGGUCAUAUUCGCGGACAUAGCAGGGACUCCGAAAGGGUGUGAAAGUGGCGGAUUUUUUGAUGUAGUUGUGACGGAUUUUUUGUCUGAUAAGUAGUGCAAUUGGCAAGAAUGAGAAAAAACGUGCCAGAACAAGUACGUUGAAAUAAUAAACAAAUAUACUACACGCACAGGUCCUACAUGCUCGCUGGCGCGUUGACCGGUGGCGUCGCGCUCGCGAUAGUCUUCAUCUGGGUCCCGGUGAUGACGACCCUAGCCCUGAUGGCGGAGAUACCUGAAGUUUUGACAUUGUUCAUGGGCAGCUGUGACCCCAGUUUGGACUUCACGAUCCUGAUCUUCGUCGUUCUCAGGGCACGUAUAUUCAUCUUGAUGCAAGUUUUAUUCCAGAUUCAGACGAGGUGGAUUUUGAAUGGGUUCCUCAGUAGAUGCAAGUUGUCAUGUGCAAGCUAUUGCUUUUGGUUUUGUCAUGCAAGGUAUGCAAGAAACCAUAAACAGUUUUCAUCCUCGACAUUUGCUACCGGCUGUUCCUCUUUUUUCUCGGGUCGGACAGGGGCUACAUUCGCGAGCAUGUGGUAGAGAGCAGCAUGAACAACUACGUGGAUAGAAUGGGUAUUUUCUAUAGUUUUUUCUUUGGACAUGGGCAUCUAAAUUUCUGUGAUGCAAAACCAAAACGAAGACGAAGUGCAAAUGUAUGCACUCAGGCUAUGAUGUUGACCUUUUACCUUAACCCAGAAAAAUAAAUACACAUCAAUGAAAAUGAUACAACAAAAAUACAGAGGCGGGCAUCGGCAUGCGACCCGCGCGGGAAGACUUGCGGUACCAGUGGUACCCGGAAAGUCUGAAGCCGGAUAGCUACAAGGAGAUCGAGCGAAUCGACAUCGAACUGCGAUCGCUGCAGGACGCGGCUGAGGCGAAGAAGCCCCUGAUAAAGAAGUGAGCGGGUCGUGGAAGUCGUAAAGCGUUCCCAGCAUCUCCAUGGGAGGACGAUGGUUCUUGGGAGCCAGAUCGUUGCCAUGGGAAGAUUUCUGUCGGGAGCCAAGGCGGAGACGGGAUCCGGAUCGGGUUUGUGGACCACGAGAUGACAUUGAACAGCACGGAAAUUUUUGAACUGCAAGAUGAAAACCCGCCAAAAUAAUUGAAAAAUCACUUUGCGCGUUUCAAAUUUUCCUGCGGAAUCGGCCCUAUUUUUGGGUAGCUCUGCAUAGCGUAGCCCGCAUUUCGCUGGGGGCACGUACGUAAAAGUGGAUGCAAAAAUUGAUGAUCGUGUCACACCUUUUUCAGUACGUAGAUCAAUUUGUUCACCGUCUUCGGGAU
Messenger RNA from Amoebophrya sp. A120, 2847 nucleotides. NCBI's taxonomy places the organism in Eukaryota, Dinophyceae, Syndiniales, Amoebophryaceae. The record is from the annotation of a GenBank genome assembly.